AUGGACAAUGAGCAUCGUGUUAAUAGAAAGUCAGAACCAGUUUACGACAUGGCUGUGAUUGAAACUCUACUUGUAGACCAAAGGCCUUCUGGCGAGCUCGUUCACGCUUCCAUGACAUUGAAAUGUCGCCCGAUCUUGAUAUUUCCGCCAGAGUCGGAGCCAUACGACAAUACUAUGGUCUUUGACGAUACCACAAAAUGGGACCUGGAUGAUCUAGGUUGCGAGGCCAGUCUGGUUGUCCUUCGCCACUGCUGCUACGGAUCAGUGGGAGAAGGAUAUGUACAGGCCAUCUUAAUUACACCAAGCCGGACUCAAAGCGGGAGCUACGAACGCGUCGGUUCUUUUGCCAUCGAGUCAGACUCUAGAAUGCUCAUCUAUACAGAUUUCGAUAAGAAGACGCCCAUAUUGCGUAGUAUUCUUGACGGAUACCAUAAAACACAAGAAACAACGAUCGACCUCAUAUGA
Alternaria burnsii is the source of this 465-nucleotide messenger RNA. RefSeq lists its product as uncharacterized. The transcript has a single exon. The record is from RefSeq and is a predicted model, not a curated record. Bases 1 to 465 code for a protein of 154 amino acids. NCBI's taxonomy places the organism in Eukaryota, Fungi, Ascomycota, Dothideomycetes, Pleosporales, Pleosporaceae.